CAUGGCGCGGGAGGCGGGAUUUAUCGAAAUAACGCCAGGGUAACCCGAAGCUUUCAGUGGAAAUAGUUUUCACAACUUCACACGGAUCUUUUCUCAAAUUUCCAGUUUCCUGGCAGUGCGAUCGCGGGACAUGGCGUACCCUUACAGCGGAUAUGGUGGUCAAAUGCCAGGGGGCCCAAUGGGUGUCCCUCCCCCAGGAUCCUACCAACAACAGUAUGGUGCCUAUCCUGGCACCUUUGCCCCAGCCCCUGCCCAAGACCCAAUGUGGGGUUACUUCACAGCUAUAGCUGGCCAGGAUGGUGAGGUUGAUGCCGAGGAGCUCCAGAGGUGUUUAACGCAGACUGGCAUCAGUGGCACUUACGCUCCUUUCAGUUUGGAGACGUGCAGAAUUAUGAUUGCCAUGCUGGAUAGAGAUUAUUCAGGUAAGAUGGGCUUCACUGAGUUUAAGGAACUGUUUACAGUGCUGAAUGGCUGGAAGCAGAACUUCAUGAUGGUCGACCGAGACAACAGUGGCAGUGUGGAGCCUCACGAGUUGUCUCAGAGCAUUACUAGCAUGGGGUACAGAGUGAGCCCUCAAGCUUUGGGAUGCAUCAUCAAGCGCUUUAGUCGGGGAGGCAGGAUCUACUUCGAUGACUAUGUGGCCUGCUGCGUGAAACUCAGGGCUCUAACAGGAAAUUUCAGGAUGCGAGAUGUUAUGCAACAAGGAUCUGUGAACUUUCAAUAUGAUGAUUUCAUCUUGUGCACAAUGUCUAUCUGAGGACGAUUGGACAGACUUCCUGAUUCAAGGAGGAAUAGAAGUAUAAUGUGUAUAUAUAACCUAUAAUAUAUGUAGCCUCUGGCUAGUAUAAUAUACAGUAUACAUAUAUUCUCAAAUGUGCCAGUUUUAACAGAAUAGGUGCUUUGGUUAGUGUAAAGCAUCAUGUGAUGUAAAGCCAUUUGUUGGCAGCUUCUUUGGGACAUACCACAUCAAGGUUUUUUUAUUAUUUUGUGCCAACACAAUCCAGUUUUGACACCAUAAGUUACUACUCAUGUAGAAGUGGUUAAUAAAUUUACAUUUCAAACUGG
Messenger RNA from Silurus meridionalis, 1065 nucleotides. RefSeq names its product grancalcin (gene gca). Gene Ontology annotation, molecular function: calcium ion binding. The transcript has 8 exons. The coding region runs from base 131 to 757 and encodes 208 amino acids. The record is from RefSeq and is a predicted model, not a curated record. Lineage: Eukaryota; Metazoa; Chordata; Actinopteri; Siluriformes; Siluridae.